Ooceraea biroi (clonal raider ant) is the source of this 9904-nucleotide messenger RNA. RefSeq names its product E3 ubiquitin-protein ligase MARCH3. Lineage: Eukaryota; Metazoa; Arthropoda; Insecta; Hymenoptera; Formicidae. Gene Ontology annotation, biological process: protein ubiquitination. The record is from RefSeq and is a predicted model, not a curated record. Gene Ontology annotation, molecular function: ubiquitin-protein transferase activity; zinc ion binding.
AAUAACAUUGAUAUAUUCAGACAUGUUCCAACGCCAUCUAUUAAAAAUCGGCACGAACUUUCCGGACAACCCAAUACAUCGGGGCUUCCUUUUUUAAACCGUUCAUUAUAAUUCAAUAUGAGAUUACAGAAUGCAACGUGCGAUCUUUAUUUAAUGAUAAACAGUUAAUAACGUUUGUUAAUUCUGUUAAUAACGUAUGCUUAACCCAUGUGCGUUCAAAUUUGCCUCUGAAGGUUUCUCGAUACCAUUUCAUAACAUUGAGGAUGAGCAUAGCUUAUGGUAGAUGAACGGAACAAGGUGAUGAAUUAUGUCUUAGAAGGGUGAAUGAACAGAAGCUGAUGGUACGCCGCCGAUGUUGCUUCGUAAAUGUUUAACUCGAUACUUCAUUAACGAGGUAUCUAAUAUUGAACAUUAAGGUUAGCAAAUAGGGUUGACAAAGGGUUACCAAAUGGGAGUCUCGCACUAAAGUUACCCCCUAAAGUACAGUUAACUUGAAUUUUCCCCAUUAAUGGGAUGUUGCUCGUGUACGUUUUGCUUCUCAUUUGACUGCUAGUCUACCGUGCAACUUGACUAAUCACACUAAACUGUUCUUCGAAAUGUGGAUAAUUGAAUGUACCUGGAAUCAAAGCGCUCUCACAGAAAACUUGAGAUGGGAAUUAUUUGUCCCAAUGCUUCGAUCCACCAUUAACGUUUAACAUUUCCGAUUCAACUCGGAUUUUAGCUAGGACGGAGUUCAGGUGCAGUUAAUAGCGAAUCGAGAUUGGAUAAUUUCACACUGUUGGCACCUCGCGACAUGAAACUGCUGUCGUUUCUCGUGAUUGGGCUGUUUUCGUUCGACAAAUCUAAAACGUUUCGUAGCUACGUAUUAUUCAUUGCUCGAUGCGCAAGUGCCAAACGAGAUUUUCGAUGUUCGUACACGUCCGUAAUAAUCCGUUGAUGAGUGUAAAGGUUGCGGAACGCGAACAAUGAAAUCGCCGUGGAUUGCUCGAACAAGCAGCUCCCGCAGCGUAAGUCCGGUAAUAUUUGGUGAUAAAGCGAUGGAGGUGAAAUGAAGUGAACUAUCUAAGGUAUUCACAAUACGUUCCGCGCGCACGUACAGCCGCAAUAAAUUAUGAUCUCGCAGAGCGUACGCUCUCAGUAGCUCUCGGUUGCUCUCCGCAGACCGCGCUUUGCAUUUGCGUCGGUUUUACGCGUGCAUUCACUACGCGUUAUCGCAUAAUCAUAGAAUUCCUUUGGACUCUUUUAUCGUGGCAUUUAAAUCGCGCCUUGUAAGGGCCCGACUUUUGAUUACUUCUCGCAUCGGUAAAUUUUUAUUAUCUGCCUCACGCUAUGCAAAUGAUCGUGCUAAAUGGUUGAUUAAUAAGAAUGAUGUUAUUUGCGUUAUUUGUUAUGUCAUGUGUAAUUUAUAAAGUACAUUAAUGGGGAUUUGGAUGGCGAAUGCGAUAGCAAAUUAUGUGAAACAAUUGACAAAAUAUCACGAGAUAAUAACAAUACACUUGCGUUUAUAGGUUUAUGCGCUAUUUAGCGCACAAUUCAAUAUUUACAUGCUUUGCCCGACGAAUGUACGACAAACAUUAGUUUUUCCUAUGUGCUAUUACGAUUACGUUUUAUUUGCGCCAACGUAUUUUCGCAAAUUGCUGCAAAUCUAGUUAAACCAACACACACUUCACAGUGACGCAAAAAACAGAGGAAAAAAAACGAAAAAUCUAGUUAACAUAUCCAGUCGCGUUGCGUUCCAUCGUUAAAUUCACCCGACGGGCCGCGACGAGACUGUUAUCCGUUUGUUUGCUUUCUAUUUACGGGCAUCGCUUCGCGAAAUUAAGAGAAAUCGUUUGGCUAAGGGCGUGCGUGUUCAGAGUGUUUCGUAGUUUCCUGUAGUUGGAAAAUGUCAGUUCCACUUUCCGUUUUCUGGUUCGUAACGUAUUUGUUCCUAGUGAAACAAAUAUAAUCUCUUUCGAAGUUGGACUUCAACAUAGUAAAUAAUAAAUCAUAAGUUUUCAGCUUCAUACUUUUAUCCGGCUAUCUUGAAUCCUUCACAACACUUAAGAAAGAUCUGAAGAAGAAGGAUGAAAGAAAUUCUAAAAUUGUAAGAUAUUUGACAGUGCAAACUUUGUCGUUUUUAAUAAUUGAAGAAAUUACGCCAUAUAAAAUUCAAAGAAAAUUAGGAUUAUAAAAAAAUAUCAACUGAUACUAAAACAAAAAGACAAGAACAAACUCAGUUUGUACAGCAGUUUAAAAAAUAUACGAUUGAAAAAAUAACUUAUAUGUUACGAUGUUAUAACAGUAUAUCCUUUUCUUUUUUUUUAUCUUCUAUAAUCUCUCUCUUCUUUACAAUAUUUUCUCUUUUGGCUCGUGCUUUCUUUUUUUGAAUAUACAGCGUACCUCGCAUCACGUUAAGUCACCGGAAACGAAAAAUGUACUUGUUUUUCUCUCGAUGCGCAUCGCUGGCAAGGAGUAAAUUUGCGUGGAGGGGAAAGAAAGAAUGCACGCGUGGCGUCCCGUGGACCGCAAACUUUUGUGGCUCGUCUUGCACGGCCGGCGCCGAAAACAAAAUCCAGUAGAAGUUAAAAGUUCCUCGCGACGAAAUCUUCGGUCGAAUUGUUACGUCUGUUGAUGUAGCCGGGUAGAUGCAGUCGGGACAAACGCGGGAUCUUCAUUCGGGUCUUCGAACUUUAUAGAGAUGUACGAGCAUUUGUGCUUUCGAUUUGUGAAGCGACUGGGAACUGAAGAAAAAAUAGCAAUAUACUUUUUCAAGUUAUGACGAUAAAUAUAGCUGUAAAGUUGCAUUAAUAGUGAGAAUUUUUAUAAAAGUAGUUCAUUAAUAUAUAGUGUUAAAACAGUUACAGUAUUUUCAAUUAGAAAAUGUGAUUCUUUUGUAAUAAUAACAUUUAGAAUAUUUAAAAAAUCUUAAAAUAAAGUGAUAUCAGAUUACGUCUGUGUAAUAAUAUCACAACUGCUCCAGUUUUUGCUCCAGUUUUAUGGGUAAAAUUAGAAUAGCUAUAUACUUUGAUGACCGAACCCGGAUAUAUAAUAUAUAGCUAAAAUUAUAAAAUGGAUAUCGGCAUUAUCGAUCUUACAAAAUUUUUUAAUGGCUUGAUUCUAAACUUCACGCUCAAAUGUUUAAUGUUUGCAAUAUUUAGAUUGCUAUGUCAUAACAGUAGAGCAUAAUACCAAAUUAAUUAUGAAUAUUACCAUGAUAUUUAUGAUAUGAUUUUUAAAGGUUCAAAAACUUGUAUUUUAUCCAUUUCUACAUUUUCAACAAUAUCAUAUAUUAUGUCUGGUAUCUGUUUUUGUUAGACUCAUCUAUUGUUUAAUCUUUGGUCACUAAAAUGGCUUACUAGAUGGAAGUGUCUUUGCUUUAAUAUCGUCGCAUCCAUCUUCCAGGAUCGAUGAAGAAACAGCCACUGCCGGCUUAAUGGACGUAUGUCCAUUACUUGCAUUGCGUACCGUUGUACGGUAUUAUAUCGGAGUAGAAAAUGUUUCGAAAACCUGUUCAUACAUUAAAUGAUACAUAUCAGAGUUUAUACAAAAUAAAUCGAAAUAUCUAUGAUUAAAUACUGAUGCGCUAGUGAUCGAUCACUCACACAUAAUUGCGUAUCGUAUUGCGAACAGGUUUUUCUCACGAAACGUCCAAAGUUGAUCAGAAUUGAUACUGAUUUCAUGCCUAUUCUUCAUUAAAUGAGUAUAAAUUAAUCUUUAUAACACUUCCAUAAAUAAUUCCAUUUGCAUUUUGUCGAAGCUUAAUUUAUUAAACAUCGAUCGAAUUGAAGUACCGCGUUUAUGCCGGACGUGAGAAGUAAUUAAUAGCCAUAUUAUUAUCAUAUUAUAAUAAUUAAAUUAUGUAACAAAACUGAAGGUGAGUUAUAUUAUCAAAAUCCAAUUAAUGAUUAUGACGUUGCUUCCGAAAUUUUAUUAUCGAUAAAACUUUUGUGUGUUCUUUAAUUAAAAAUUAUAUAUUAAUAAAGUGUCAUUAAAGUAUGCAUCAGUUUCGUGCAUUUUCUUCUUGAUUCAUCAAGAAAAUCCAUGCUUCAUAUUAAAUAACUACCUUAAACUGUGUUUAUAAAAAAAUAGUAUUGUAAAAUAUUUAAUAUCAAAUAUUCUUUUUCUCUUUUUCGUAAGAUGGAAAAUAAUUUCCGACAAGACAAAAUUAAGAGGAAGUAAAGUCUAGAUUGCCCUCGAAGGGUGCCUGUUGGAAAAAGUUAAGUACAAACGGCAGGUUCUUUUUCUCCAUGAAUGAUAGACCGUGAAUCUUAAUGCGAUGCAAAUCCAGGCGUUUCGCGAGAAAAAGUUUCGAUGCAGUGGCGCCAUAAAUCAGGAACCCGCCUGAGAUUCAAUUUAGUGACGUCGGCGUACAGCACAGUUUCUGCAGUUAAUUAAUCUUCAUAAUCUUAUGACGGGACCACGAUCUCAAGACAUUCUUCCACAGAUCUCAAUCUCGAAUGGGCAAAAUAUGCGCUAUUCAAUUUCUCUAAGGAGAGUACUUGACCUCAAUUUCGUCAUGUCGAAUAAUCGGAUGUGAAUAGUCGAAAUGAUUAAAGUGACUGAAUUUCGAAUUUGCAUUAAUAUAUGAGCGAUGUUAAAAGAGGCUAUACGCUAUUACAAUUUUUUUAAUAUGCUAUGAUAGAGAAAUUAUUAUUUCAGCAGGACGUGCUUAACGUUUUUAAUGUACUUUUUCAAAAUAGAGUAAAAUUUAUAAAAUUAUAUAAUUUAUUAUCAAAUUUAGAUUACGUACUUUGUUUCUAAUUUUACAUUAUUUUUGAUUAAUUGGCAGAUGUUCAAUGUAUUCAAUAUAUUAAUUAAAGUACGUUCAAUAUUCUCAAGUACAGAUUAUACAAUAUUAUGAUAUUUUAAUAUUGAUGAAAAAAGAAAGCUAUUUCAUGAAAUUUCCUCUCUUAGAGCUUAUUGUUCGCAGUUUUGUAACUCGUUUUAUAAGAGCAAUACCCUUUUAUCUUUUGAAAAUCUAUGUCACAGUUGAAUUCAUUAAUGAAUUUUGAAUUUUUCGUUUGAAUCAGUAAUAUGUUUUAUAAAACAUGAAAGGUGUCUCAAAAAUUCAGUCAUAAACUUUUUCAUGUCUUUGUAAUUUUUUUAUAAAAGAGGGAAUUUUAUUAAAUGUAAUUACAAGUUUUGAUAAUUGCGAUAUACUUCGAUAUAUAUUUUAAAGCUGUAUUUUGUCUUGCGAAGCAAUUUUGUUUCGAGAAAUUCAAUAAAAGUUGCUGACAGAAAACUACAGAAGCUGACUUUUACAAAAGGCGAAAUUGAAGUGCAUUUCAACAAAUUUGGGAUUGAAAUGCAUUUUCACUAGGUUAACAACAAGAAUGUAGCUUUGACUUCAAACGGAUGGGAGCCUCGUUUCCACGUUUGAGCUAAUAUUUUAUUGCGUCGCGUUAUUUUAUUUUCGGUUCGCACGCGGCUACUUUCGAUGUAGAUGCAUUCUACACAUGACCGACUGCGUCCCAAAGGUUUACAAGAAUUAAUUUCGGGAUCCAUGGAGGAUGAGACUCAGUAGGUUAAUACGUAGGUUUUCAUCGUUAAUAUCCAUCUCUACUGAAUAAAAUAAUACAUUUUUUAUCGCGGUUACUUGAAAAAAAUUUACGAUGGUGUAGUCAAACUAUAAAUGAAACAAAGAGAGAGACAAAGAUAGAAAGAGAAGUUAUCGUCUUUCGAUUAUGUGCUAUUUUCGUUUUUCCGCGUGAGUCGCUGAGAAAACAGAAAACAGGAAAAUGACGGCGGAAGGCGAGCCAAAUUACCAUCGCGUGUUCGAAGUGUCAGCACCAUCCGUUAGGUUAAGUUUUACCUCUGGUCGGCCCUUCAUUUGCAUUCGGUGGUGUCGCGUUGCAUAAAAAAUAAACUCAACGGAAAUUACGGGAUCGGGAGAACUUCGGAAGACUCGGCAUCGUGUGCGCGACUCCCGUUCACGGGGAAAUUGUUGGUUGUGUAUCGCGGCGGAAACUUUUGCCAUGUCGGGAACGCAAGUAGGUAGGUUCCGCGUGUUGCGACGUCGCUACGGCUUGCAUUCCUCAUCCGGGAUAUUGCCGCAGCCGGCGGAACUUCGUUUAAAGUUCGGUUCCAUUGUCACGGAAAAACUUGAGAGCGCCUCCGUAUCAAAGAGCGUGAGAGAGUGCGCCUCGUUAGAGGGUAUGAUAUAAAUUUUCACUCGCUCGACAUCUCGAAAGAGAAGUCUUCGAGCUCUCGUGGAUUAAACGUAUCUCACAAGUGAGAAUCCGACUCAAGUUCUUACUGUGCAUUUGAAGGUUCGGCUUGUGAUAGCUUUUGAAUUCGCUAGUUGGAGAUGACUCUCUGGCGAACAUAAUAAAUAAAACAUAUAAAAGUUAAUUUUGAAUGCGGUUGAUUUAAAUGAAAAAUCGGCAAAUUAAACAUUAAAUUACAAUUAAUUUAUGAAAGUUAACCUUUUGAUGGACUACUCAAGUUUAGCUUGUUAAUUGUGAAUUCAUAAUAACCUCACAGUGAGAAUGAUAAAUUAAUUGCAUCUGCAACGCUGAAUGAAGAUUGUAUGCACAUAAAAUGAGUUUUUUAUUUCCCAUUAAGAUGAAGUGAAACUCUUGAUUCAGUAUAAAAAUUAAUAAUAUUUAAGUAACUAAUGAGUUGUGCUAUAUUACUAGAUAACUAGAUAAAUGGAUGGGUUCGAUAUAAUGGAAAAUAAAGUUUUUAUUCAAUAAAAUAUCCGAUCAUCUCUUGCUAAUAUAAUCCUUGAAGUUUUGAAGCCAAUGCAUCGACAUGUUCGCCAGAGCGCUAACUUCGGCAUUCAAUAAGCUGCCGACAGAUUUCAUGUCGAAACUUCAAAUAAAUUCGAUUUAAAUCCGAAUAGUGAAUAAAUGAAUGCGGAAACUCCUCUCGUGGUCGUUCAUGCAUAUGCACUGCGUUAUGUACAACUUUCCCUUCAACUUGCUUAAGUAAUGCAUACAAAAUAGCAAUGAUUUCGUUUUAGAUUUCGGAAAAUGUAAAAGAGAUAAACAUCAGAGAAGGACAGCAAAGUAAACUAAGAAAGGAACAUUCAGAAUAGAGAUAUAUAAACUCUGAAGAAAAAAUAUUAAUUUUCACCACAUCAUGCGAAGGUAGUUCAAUGCAGGAUAUACUGGCUUAUUCUUUGUGAAAGAUAUAAUCUGAAUAACACUCUCAUACAUACAGGACGGAACGUAUUUUUUCCGAUUUUCCAUUAAAAGGAUAUUUUUCUCCUCAAAAGUUUUUUCUAUUAGCUGUGUAUAUAUGUGAAAAAUAUGAACAUCACAUAUGGAAAGCAAACAAAUUGUUCUGAAUCAAGAAAUUGAAAAAGGCGUAAAUUUCUACCCGAAAAGCACAAUUGAAAUCAAAUUUUCACGAGAUAUAAACCAGUAUUGUUAAACAUUGGACCAUUCGCAUUAAACGAAACGGUGGCCACAUCGAAGGUUUUAUUGCAAUUUUUAUCUGCCAAGUAAAUAAAAUUUUGAUUUUUUUUGAAAACGCUGCGAAGUCUUGUCGUCGUUUAUUCCCGCUCUAUUACGCGUUUUACUGUGCUUGGACAAAAUCAAGCUUCUGUCGCGCGAAAUUUGCGGCGGCAGAUAAUAAUUGGAUAGAAGCUUCAUGAGAGAGUUUGUGGAUUGGCAACCGCUGGCGCGAACUCUGUUAUCAGAUUUCCGAUCGGUACGUAUAGAAAAUAGAUGCUCGAAGCCGGCCGGCGCGGUGCGCAGCGAAUGGGGUGUAAAUAAGCGCGAGUACGUGGUGGAUCAUGCAUAUGCACCACGCGGUGUGUCCUUCUCACUGGCUGGCUCCACAGUUAACUUGGAUCACGAGCGCAGCAUGCCGAUGCCGCCGUCGGCCACGACUCCCGAGGGCUCGUCCUGCAAUUUAAAUGGCCGCGACACGCAGCAAGUGUCUCCGGGGGUCAUCGGACAACAGCAUCGGCUUACCCGUAGCUUGAUCUCGGUCGGGUCCAACGUCUGCCGAAUAUGUCACACGAACACGGCGAAGGAACCGCUCAUUUCACCCUGUAGGUGCAAGGGCACACUAGCUUACGUGCACUUGUCCUGCCUGGAACGAUGGCUGAAUCAGUCGUGCCGAACCUACUGCGAAUUGUGCCGUUACUGCUUCAAUGCCGUAGAGACGCCUCGUUAUCGAUGGUGAGCAUUAUAUUUAUCGGAGUAACACGAGGGAGGACGGACGCGAAGCUUCAAGGCGGAUGUAAUUCAAGCACCUGAAAUGCACUUCGAUCUCUUGCACACCCCGGCGCGUUUCCUAUUUCGUUUCUCACUACCACACCCAUUAUUCUCUCCUUCGUGAUGAAUCGUUCAUAUUUUUUUUCUACUUCUUUCUUUCGCGCAAUUUGUUUCCUUGUUGUGAACCGAUCAGCUUGCAGUCGGAGAGUUAACUCAAACUUCAAACGUGACUUAUCACGUAAAUCGCUCGGAGAAUCGUGACAUAGCGCGGUAUUUCGCGUGGAUUCUGAUUUAUGAGUUAUGUACAACAUAUUAUUUUAUAUUUGCAAUUUAAUUGUUGAGAUAACAAGUAACGUAGUAACGAUAUACAUCUUUAUGUCCAAUUCUUUAAAACAAAUCAGAUUUGAACAUCAUGCAGUUAUGCAAUUUGUCCCACAAAUGUUUUGUUCGCGUUUGUAAGCGCGUGCUCUCCAAGGAUGAGUUUUUUGAGCUUUUAUCUUAAUGGCCGUAUGCGGCCGCGCGCGUAGUUAUCAUUUUUAUGGCUACCUGCAGGCCAGAAUCUCUAAGGAUAUGGAUCAGCCAUCCGCGGAAUCGUACGAAUAUACAAUCAGACCUGCUCAUCUUAACGUUACUCACGAUCGUUACGGCGGGAUUAGUCGCGGUGUGUCAUUUGGGUGAGUUAACUUUUUAUAUAACUGACAUACUUGCAUGGCCAAACGAGUAAACACUGUUACAUGGCGAAGCGAAUAAACUACUGACUGCUAGGAAACGUCGGGAAACUUUUCCGUCAGAUAUUUUCCGCAAUAUUGGUAGUACGUCGUGAAUAUCUCUCAAACUCAAACUCAAGCUCGUCCGCGAUGCAUCUCGUAAGAAAUUUGACGGGUCUAAAGUUCGGGAAAUUUUGUAGAAUAUAGUUACUAGUUCGUAAUCCACUGAAUUAUUCUUCUAGAAGAUAUAUUUCGCAAGAAAGAUACUGUAUAUUCCAUAUUAUUAAAUGCAGAAUUCUUUUUAAAUUUAUAUUGAACGUUUUAUUAAAUAUAUUGAAGCUUUGAGAUAUUAAGAUUGGAUUCCAAAGAUAUUCUCACUGUUUCUUAGUUACACAUUUUCAUAUUUUAUUUAAUUAUUUAUUCUUUAUAUCAAAAGAAUAGACCACAGUUUUGCGUACAUUCCAAUAUUAAAAAAGUUUGAUGAAAAACAAAUAAAAAUAUUACAUUGUUAUGAGGUAGUGUCAGGUGUUUUCGCGAAAGAGAAUUUAUUAGAUCACAGAUUGACGAAGUCUCAGACAGUCUCGGUCUCAUCCAAUAAACGUACUUACUUUUGCGAAACCGCCAUUGUACCGAACUAAGUACUUGUUAUUCGCCGUAACUUUACAGGUAUGCGGUACUUUAUCAUCGAGGGGAAAAAGAUCGGAAUUUCUAAACUUUGGACUCGGGGAGCAAUAUGGUUCUUCCUCACCGCUGUGAUACUAGGCUAUAUUACCACGGUUUACUUGCUCGGCAGAGUAAUUAUACUUCCGAUUUAUUUGUCAUCGAGAGAGAAAGAGAGAGAAAGAGAAUGUCCAUUUACUAUCGUACUAUGUCGGAUAUCUCUUAAUAGAAACAUAUGGAAUCCAACUUUCAAGAAUUAUUUUGCGUUAAAACAGUAUGUUUAAUAUCAUUGUUGACUUCGUUAAACAGAAUAAUAGCGCGCGGAAUCAAUAUUUUUAUUAUAUUGGGUUGGCCAAAAAGUAAUUGCGUUUUUUUCCAAUAGAUGGA